AGGCAGGGCUAAGGCUCCAAAGAGACAUGACAUGGCUUCUCCUGGUGCUCUGGGCAUCCCUGCUGUCUGUGGAGCUUGCCCAAGGCAUGGAUGUCAACGAGGAACCAGCCCGAAACCUGACCUGCUUCCAGUGCUUCAAGGUUCAGCGGGAAACCCAGUGUCGGCCCAUAGAGUGUCAGCCCAAUGAAAAAGUCUGCGUGAGCAGAGAGGUUCUUCUUUACACGAGUGUAAACGGAAGAACUCAGAUCAGCAAGCGCUGUGCCACCACUUGUCCCAACUCCGGUGAUUUCAAUCAGUUGUCAUUUAGCAGUAUUCAGGACAGGAUCAUCAGAAAAUGCUGUUCAACAGACCUCUGCAACAGAGCACCUGGGAGUUGGGAGGGGUUCUGGUCCUUACCAGGGAGGCUCCUCCUGUCAAUGGGUCUGAGUCUCUUUUGCACCCUGUUGUGAGGACCAUUGUCCUGUGAUACCCUGCCCCAACAUACACAUCCUUCUAGCAUCUCCUGUCUUCCACUUCAAAUACCACCUUCAUCCAUUCCAGGACUUACAAGGCAAUGUUCUGUCCCUGGGGCAGAAGGGAGGACACCAUACCCUUUGCUUAGGACUUAGCAGUCUUCUCCUCCCUGACAUCCAAGCCCAGGAAGUAGAAAUAAAACUCUGCUGCUCCUCAUGGAGACAGACAAGGAAUAUUUCCAGUGCAGACCACAGGCUUCUUUAAGAAAGCCCUUGAAGACCUUAGGCACACUUUCAUGCACUAUGUGUGGCAGGUGGGCCUGAUGAAGCCAGAAUUACAGCUACACUCUGACAAUGCUCCACAUGUGUCCAUGUUCAUGAACUUGAACUAGGCAUCUCACUCAGACACAGUAACUUGCUUCCCCACAGCCUGGCUCUUGCUCCUUUGCUGUACCUCUUCCCCAGGGACUCAUCCCUCUUCCAGCUUUCAGUACAGCCUUAAAUGACUAGAGCAGCCAAGAUCUGCAUGGAACCAUUCAGUCAGGAGACAGACUGUUAUAUUCAACAUAGAGCUGUCCCUGAAGCCUGAGGUCCAGCAUAGGGUGAGCAUGCAAUCCAAACACAGAUCUGGAGCACUAGGAGGGCUCACUGGCCACUGUAUGAGGAAGGGGAGGGGACAGAGUCUGGAGUGCCACAAGGAGAAGAGAGAAUGCCAAGGUGGUGUAAAAUCACAAAUGGUUAAAGUUUCACUGCAGAAAGCAAGGCCUGCCUCAUGGACAUUAGGUGUUUACCUGGCCUUAGAAGAGUCCCUGAGUAAGGUCAAAGGUAAGGAUCACGGAGAGGGACUAGGAGACUGAUUGACAGUUUAACUCCAGCCAGGCUAAGUGGGCUCUACUGGGCAUGAAGGGGCUGUCCAAGAAACAAGGAGGUUGCUGGAAGGCCCUUGGUAUUGGACAAAUGUACUACUAUAACCUUGCUGUGACAACAUGACGGGACAGCAAAAACUUACAGAAAAUGUAUUUGGUGCAAGGUUUCACCCUGUCAUGCUGGGGAAGGCUCAGUGCAGCCAAGCUCCCUGCAAUAGGAGAGUAUGGAGACACUGCUGAUUUCAGGGUAGACUAGAAAGCUCUGAGGGGAGCUUGGACCAGGGUUCAGGAGGAACCUUCAAGCACUAUCCAAUACUUAAUAAAAGUUCCACAGCCUCCCAAAAUAUUCCCACCAGCUGAUGAAUAAGGUUUAAAAUCUGACCCUAGAAAGGACAUUUCUGAUUCAGUCCCUAAAACAAGUAAGCCUAAAGGUGGAGUAUCUUGUUCCCAGAUGCUUACAUCUGCCCACUCCAGUCUACACAUCCCUGCCUGCCUCCCUGACCUGGUUCUCCAGGAUCCUACACCACAGUCUCAGCUGAAGUAGUUGGGGUGGGGUGCAUUACAGCCUCCAACUAGCAUUCUGCAAUUUCUUCCUAACCAGUGAUUGACAUGUUUCGUAGCCUGUAAGUGGUCUGGCAUUUCGGUUCCCUGGGUGCCAGAUUAAACAAGACCUUCUCUGCAGUUAUGAGCUUCACACUGUAUUUUAGCCCCACUCACUCCCCACACUGGACAAAUAGUAGUACCACAUGCACUGCUUAGUGAUCUAGCAUGGACAGUUAGGGCUCUGAGAGUCUCUAGAUACAAGGUUUGGGAUAUCCUCCUUGGAAUAUGUUAAGCAAGCAGGUAGUAAGAGGAACAUCUUGCAAUGAUAGCAAGGGCUAGGUGGCUCCUUGGAGAUAAAUUCUCCUGGAAAAGAUUACAUGUAAGUGCCACCCAGGUCCUGUGCUGGUGAGGCAGGUAUUUGAGAUGGACAAGGGCUUUCUCAGCCCAGAUCUGCUUGACCCAGGUACUCAGGUACUAGGCAAGCAACAGUCUUCAAAAGUGAAAUUGAGACAGAUGCUUUGGAGUUUUCUGUCUCACAUAAAUGAUAAUUAAGGAUAUGGACACAUGAGUGGCCGAAUGGAGGGGAGCCAGGGAAGACAAUGUGAGGGGACCGGUGUGGGGACAUUUUUAAAUAAGAGUUAUAGCUAGAACUAGGCAAAGAUUAGGGUAAUUUUCUUGAGAUGAAUUAAUCCUCCAGAUACUGCAUUGGCCAAGCUCCGCCAGGAGAUAAUCACACACUUCUUGCCCAACUGGGAAUAAUCACAUGGUAAACACUCCUCCUGUCCAUCUCUACUUACUUCCUUAGGUCCUCACUUUGACUCUUGCUCACCACAUUCAUCAUGGCAGGAGCUGUCAGUCACAGAAUUUGCAAGUAGUGCUGGUCAACCACUUUAGCGUUUGUUUGCUGGUCCUUAAGUUAUUCUCUCUUUGUUUUCAUGUUUACAUGAUCAGAUUGUAGUUUUACUGUAGGCCUUUCACCUUCACUACAUAUAGACAGCUGACUGCUCUAUCACUGGGUGUGUUGGCCCUUAAUCAAGCUCAUCUACCCAGUCCCUGUAUUAGUUACUCUAUACCCUUUGGAGUUGAGGUCUAAGUUCCUUUUCUGGACAGAGUAAGCAGCUACUUGGUGAUAGUAAAACUGGAUCGGUGGUCAUGUGCCACAUGUUAUACAUGAGGUUAAACUAAGUGUCAAACAACCAGGGCCAUCCAAAUGGGCAAGGAAGCCAUAUGCAAAGCAUCUGAUAGCCUGUGUGUGGCACAGAGCCAUCAAGAGUUUAACACAAAACUCAGACUCCAGCCUUUAAUCCCAGCCACUCAGGAGGUAGACGCAGGAGGAUCUUCAUUCGUCUAGGCAGCAGUGGCCACUACUAAACCAAACAGCAAAAGCCUAAGCUCUGAAGGAAGGGAGCUCACACCUCCAAGUGGUGAAGACUACCCAUGCAGGCUACAAACAACUCUAGGCUGCCUUCCCUCUUCAGUUUUCCUGUGGACCUGAUGUGACUUCUUCAGAAGUAGGAAUUUUCCUUAUAUGGUAUCUACAACAGGAGGUUUCCAGCCAAAAGGAGAGAUUUUAGAUAACAUCAAAAUGCCUGAAGCAGUCAAGGGAUGGGUCUUUGGGAGGUAAACCCAUCACCAGGCUUGAGGCUAGCAGUGGGUCCAAGCAUUACCAAGGAACAGGAAAUUGAGUUGCUCAGUGCCAUCAUCCAUAGCAGGUGGAUCAGUACCUGUGACAAAGACCCCAGUAGCUGCUGAAGCAAAGGCACUGGACUGCCUGUUCCGUCAGAGUCAAAGAGGGUUCAGCUUCACAGCACCAAAAUCACUCCUUAGACUAAAGAUAGUGGAAACCUCAGCAGCAAGGACAAGGGUGCUCAAUAGAUGCUGAGUUGCCUUGAGUGAGAGACAUCCCCACAAGAUCCGGUAUUGCACACUUGGUUCCAGGUUGGCAGUGAUGUUUGUGAUGGAACAUUGAGGCAGUGCAACCUUGCUGGAGGAAGGAUUUCAUUGGGGUGAGGGGGUGGUAGGCUUUCAGAGUUCAUGGUCUUGUCCCACCUCCAAAUCUCCAGUCCCCCCUCCAUCUCCUCCUCCCCACUCUCUGCAUUGUGAAUGUAUGACUGCUCAGCUUCUGGCUACAGCUGCCUGCUGCAAUGCCUCUCCUUCCAUUCUAGACUCUCCCUCUGGAAUUGUAAGCCCAAUAAAGUCUUUUUUGUGUAA
Mus musculus (house mouse) is the source of this 4072-nucleotide messenger RNA. Its product is annotated as predicted gene, 34593. NCBI's taxonomy places the organism in Eukaryota, Metazoa, Chordata, Mammalia, Rodentia, Muridae. The record is from RefSeq and is marked validated. The transcript is spliced from 3 exons. The coding region runs from base 27 to 449 and encodes 140 amino acids.